AUGAGCCACAUGAUCCCCUCCGGACCAUACAAGAUCAGGAAUGUCUUGUAUGUAGACCGGUACGUCCACAUGUCAGGAAACAAGGAGUUCGUCGGCCACGACGUUGCUCAAAUCAUACGCGUGCAUCGUUACAGCAACGCACUUCCCAUCCAAGUCAAUGUCAAGGACGUGGUUCAGCAUCUUGCGACUCUCUAUGAUACUGAGACAAACCUGUACCUUGGGAUCGACCAGAUAGACGGUAAAGUCAAAGGCUUCACCGAUCCCCAGGUGCUCCAGUUGUCCAGCGACGACGGCGUCAAAUAA
Suillus subalutaceus is the source of this 303-nucleotide messenger RNA. RefSeq lists its product as uncharacterized. Lineage: Eukaryota; Fungi; Basidiomycota; Agaricomycetes; Boletales; Suillaceae. The transcript is spliced from 3 exons. Bases 1 to 303 code for a protein of 100 amino acids. The record is from RefSeq and is a predicted model, not a curated record.